Molecule: messenger RNA, 725 nt
Organism: Ziziphus jujuba (common jujube)
Lineage: Eukaryota; Viridiplantae; Streptophyta; Magnoliopsida; Rosales; Rhamnaceae
Exons: 4
Coding region: 177-533 (118 amino acids)
Source: RefSeq, a predicted model, not a curated record
AUCACAGCGAAUCAAUCAGCACCGUCAAUCAGACGGUGAAUGUAGGUUCGUUUCCUAAACUGAGUCUGCCGUUUAUAAGCCCUACGUUCUCUCUCUCGCUCUCGCUCUCUCUCUCUUGUCAAAAUCUUUGAAGUGCUUGCCUGCUUGGGUUUGUUUGCGGAAACUAAUCAACAACAAUGGCAUCGAGGAUGGUUGCAAGAUUUGUGCCUCGGAGGUUCUCAAGUAGUGGAAAAAUACUUAGCGAGGAGGAAAAAGCCGCAGAAAAUGUUUAUAUCAAGAAAAUUGAGCAAGAGAAGCUUGAGAAGCUUGCACGCAAGGGCCCUAAACCAGAUGAAGCUACAGAAACUUCAGGGGGAUCCGUGGCCGAUUCCAAACCUAGUGGCUCGACCUCUUCCGCAGGUGGAGCAUCCACUGAGAGAGUAUCAACUGACAAGUACAGAAAUUAUGCAGUUGUAGCAGGUGUUGUAACUGGUUUGGGUGCUUUGGGGUGGUAUCUCAAAUCCAAUGCAAAGAAGCCUGAAGUCCAGGAUUGAGGUUGACAUGCUUUUCAGUACAGAAGAACUGCAUGCUUCGAUGGGUUAUUAAAAACUUGUUUUGGGAGAAUUGAAGGAUAGAUGAAAAAACAAUAAAGCUCUGACUUUAUACCCUGUAUUUUUGUUCGAUCUCAUAUGAUACAUUGAGUUAUUUACAAUGAUCUUUUUAUCUAUUUGUGGACAUAUUUGCAA